Erigeron canadensis is the source of this 708-nucleotide messenger RNA. RefSeq lists its product as uncharacterized. Bases 1 to 708 code for a protein of 235 amino acids. The record is from RefSeq and is a predicted model, not a curated record. Lineage: Eukaryota; Viridiplantae; Streptophyta; Magnoliopsida; Asterales; Asteraceae. The transcript is spliced from 2 exons.
AUGCAAAAACAUAUUGGUUCCACCACAAUCAUCGACGAACCGUUCGAAUGGUCCAACGAUAGUAGUUUAGAGGUGUUUGCGAAUGCCAUUGAGUCCGAAGAAGCCGAAAGUUCUACGGCGCGGUCACGGGUGAAACGUAAAGUCGUGAACCGCAACCAUUGGACUGCUUCAAAAAGGUUGCACCGCAACUACUUUUGUGAAGAACCAAAAUACGACGAUGAUUUUUUUGAAGAUAGCACCGAAUAUCUGCGUAAACCAACAACACAUGAUCUCCAGUGUUCGUUUCAAGCACACGAAGAGAGACAUCACUUACCUGGAAUGACCGGUAGUCUAGAUUGUACACAUCUUGUUUGGAAGAUGUGUCCAAUGGAGUGGAGGGGUCAAUACAAAAGGGGUGAUCAUGAGUACCCUAGUAUUAUGUUGGAAGCAACGGCGUCUCAGGAUUUAUGGAUAUGGCACGCCUUUUUUGGUCCUCCGGGUGCUCUAAACGACAUCAAUGUGCUGCAACAAUCUACCUUGUUCCUCCCCGAGCGUAUGGGUACUACUUCUUACUGUCCAUUCUCUGUAAAUUGGCGUACGUAUAGACGUGGGUACUAUCUAGUCGACGACAUAUAUCUUACAUGUUCUACGUUUGUUAAAGCGUACAAAUACCUGACCGACGAGAAAGAAAAAAUGUUCAAAACGGCACAAGAGGCGGUUCGCAAAUAA